AUAUCGAACUUUUCGCGAAAUUUGGAGGUGAUACAGCUGGUAAAAAAGAUAACCAAGAUGGCGGCGUGAUAUAGGGAUUUUCGCCGUGACGUCAGAAAUCAGUCACGUGACUUACUGGUUGGCAAAACAUUUGAAAGUUUAAUGGCCGAAUGCUGAGUAAACACGAGCAAAACGAUGGUUGUAUCAUGUUGUGUAAUAGGCUGUGCUAAUCGAUUUGAUAAGAGUAGUCCGAAAAGCUUUUACCGCAUACCCAAGAAGCCAGAAUCAAGAAGAGAGCUCUGGAUAUCUGCAAUUAAGCGUCAACACAUCAGUGGUAAACCAUGGGAACCAGCGGACCACGACCGUGUUUGCUAUCUGCAUUUUGUUAAUGGUUCGAAGAGCAAUGAUCUGUCAUCUCCUGAUUAUGUGCCAUCUGUGAAUAUGGGAUAUGACACAAUCAGACAGAAAAAUCCAGACCUACGAAAGGCAAGAUACUUGAGAGCAGAAAAGCGUGAAACAGAGAGACAGCAUAUUGAAGUAGCUUCUGCCCUUUUGGAUUUAUCCUGCAAGGAAAAUCUCAACAUGCCAGUAUCAGAUCCAGAUCUACCCAGUGACUGUCCAUCAAAUGCAUCUCAGCAUGACAAUUGUCUGAAGAAAAUUGCUGAACUUCGCCUGGAAAAUAAACAACUUUAUUGUGAAUUAGAAAGACUUCAGGUGGAGAACAAAGCACUCAAAGAACAGGUGGGAAAGAGUUGCUUUGAGGAGCAAGUGACAGGGAGUGACCGCAAGCUACAAUUUCACACAGGAAUUCCGUCAGUUACUUUAUUUAUGUGGCUACUUUCAUAUGUGAACAGUGACCUGCCUACAAGCAAAGUGAUGUCAGCUAAAAGUGUUCUAUUGUGCAUUUUAAUGAAGCUUAGACUAAACCUACAACACCAGGACUUGGCUUAUCGUUUUAAUGUGUCGUUGACUACAAUUUCAGAUAUGUUCAAUUUAAGUCUACCCAUUAUAGCAAAGAAACUGUGUUUUCUGAUUCAGUGGCCAGAAAAACAAACAUUGAUCCAAAAUAUGCCCUUUGUGUUCAAAUCUUCAUAUCCGAAGUGCUGUAGUAUCAUUGACUGCUUCGAAGUCUUUAUUCAGCGACCAGGACACCUUACAACAAGAGCACAAACAUGGUCCAAUUACAAACAUAGCAACACCAUAAAGUUUUUAGUGUCUAUUACACCAACAGGUGCUAUAUCAUAUGUUUCAAGAGCAUUUGGUGGAAGGACAUCAGACAAAGUCAUUACGUUGCGAAGUGGAUAUCUUGACAAACUCCAGUAUGGUGACCAAGUGAUGGCAGACAGGGGCUUUUUGAUAGCGGAGGAAUUAGCAAAUCAUGGAGCAACCCUUGUGAUUCCUGCCUUUACCAGAGGGAAAACUCAGCUCUCGGCAAGAGAUGUUGAACAAACACGGAAAAUUGCACAUGUAAGGAUACAUGUAGAGAGAGCCAUUGAGAGGAUCAAGAAUUUCAAUAUUCUGAGCACUAACUUGAGUAUGCACAUGGUCCCUCAUGCUGACAGUAUUUUAACUAUUUGUGCUGCAGUAUGCAAUCUUCAACCAAAAUUAGUGGCAUAAUGUAUCAACUUAGAAGACUAAUAUUAUAUUGUCUAGAUGUAAAUUGAAAUUUCCUUCUGCAUUGACUUUUUUUAUUUAAACAUUGGGAGUGAAGAAUUGUACUUCAAAGUUGGAAAUGAACUUUCAGACAUCUGUAUGAUCAAUUCUGUUGCAUUACAACCCUUUUAUUUAAAGUUGUGAUUUAUUCCACUUAUUAAACCAUUGAAAUAUU
Molecule: messenger RNA, 1807 nt
Organism: Ostrea edulis (European flat oyster)
Lineage: Eukaryota; Metazoa; Mollusca; Bivalvia; Ostreida; Ostreidae
Exons: 3
Coding region: 175-1596 (473 amino acids)
Source: RefSeq, a predicted model, not a curated record